Molecule: messenger RNA, 2142 nt
Organism: Theobroma umbraticum
Lineage: Eukaryota; Viridiplantae; Streptophyta; Magnoliopsida; Malvales; Malvaceae
Source: RefSeq, a predicted model, not a curated record
CAGUUUGACCAUCUUAACACGUUUUCUAAAUAACAUUUACUGACCUUUUGUUUUUUCUAACAAUUAUGUUGUAAAUAUGGUGAACAAAAUUGUCCUUUCCUCACAAGGUCCAUAAAUCCGAGAUCUUGAGUGUGAAUGUAUGAACAGAUUUGUAAUUUUAGCAUGGAUAAAGGUGUAUUUGAGAUUGCAAAAAGAAGGGAAGGGUUCAACAUGUACAUUCUGUGAAGCUAUUCUACGUGAGAGUGGCUUUCGAACUGGAUUGUUUACAUCUCCUCAUUUAAUUGAUGUCCGAGAAAGAUUUCGUUUAGAUGGGUUGGAGAUAUCAGAAAAAAAGUUUCUGCAAUAUUUUUGGAAUUGCUGGAAUAUAUUGAAGGAAAAUAUUACAGAUGCUCUACCAAUGCCUCCACUGUUUCAGUUCCUUACUGUUUUAGCAUUCAAAAUAUUUGUAUGCGAACAGGUGGAUGUUGCGAUUAUUGAAGUUGGACUUGGAGGAACCAGAGAUUCAACAAAUGUGAUUAAACAACCUGUUGUCUGUGGGAUUACUUCUCUGGGGAUGGAUCACUUAGAGACAUUGGGAAAUACCCUGGGUCAGAUUGCUUUACACAAGGCUGGAAUUUUUAAGCCUCAAAUUCCUGCAUUCACUGUUCCCCAACUUUCUGAAGCAAUGGAGGUUCUUCAGGAGAGGGCUCAUGAACUGAUGGCUCCUUUAAACGUAGCUGCACCUCUUGACUGUAAAAAUUUGAAAGGACUAAAACUUAGCUUGUCUGGUGAUCAUCAGCUCAUUAACGCUGGUCUUGCUGUUUCACUUUGCAAAUGUUGGCUUCAGAGAACAGGAAACUGGGAAAAGAUAUUCCACAAUCAGGACAGUCAGAAAUCUGAUAUUCCAGAAGCAUUUCGUAGAGGUCUUUCAACUGCAUAUCUUUCUGGGAGGGCUGAAAUUGUUUAUGAUACGUUUUCAAAAUACUAUAAUUCAUCAGCAAUGGAGGAGAAUUCCUCUGGAAAUCUCAUUUUUUAUUUGGAUGGAGCUCAUAGUCCUGAGAGCAUGGAGGCCUGUGCCAGAUGGUUUUCUAGUGUUGCAAAAGGAAAUGGGAAGGUGUCACCUUCAUCGUUAUCUUCUUUGAGAAAUUUUGGGAAUGGUUGUGCUAGACAUAAAAAGGACAAGGUUGAGCAGUCUAAUGUAAUUUCAAAGCAGAUUCUCUUGUUCAACUGCAUGGAGGUGAGAGACCCUGAAGUUUUGCUUACUCAUCUUGUUAAUGCUUGCACUUCCUCAGGCACACAUUUCUCCAAAGCACUUUUCGUUCCAAACAUGUCAAAGUAUAAUAAGGUUACUUCUGGUACUUCAAUUACUGCUUCAGAUGGCACUAGCAGCGACUUUUCAUGGCAGUUUAGCCUCCAAAGGAUUUGGGAAAAGGUUAUCCAUGGGACAGAUCCUGUAGUUGUCAAAAGCACCAUGAUGAACUGCACAGUGAGCUUACCACCACUUGAGUUCCUUUAUGAGGAUGCAUUUCAUUGCAGUACUGCAGAUCAACGUUUAGCUUGCAGUGCUGUGAUGCCUUCAUUGCCACAGACAAUAAAAUGGUUGAGGGAUUGUGUUAAAGAAAAACCUUCUGUCAGAGUUCAGGUUCUUGUGACUGGUUCACUGCAUCUGGUUGGUGAUGUGCUGAAGCUUUUGAGGAGAUGAUUUAACUUAAAGAGGCUAUGGAUCAUAGGGGGCUUCCACAAAAGUUCUUUCACAUGAUUGCCUUAAUCGAAUUUUAGUUUCUAACCGAAUGGAAGAAGAUACACAGAUGCCUAUGCUUACAAACACAUAUAACCGAGUGAGAUUCAGAGUUGAUUUUGAUCACACAGCUGCGACACCUGUGAUUUACUUUGCCAGGUGAUACUUGGGUUACUAAUAAUGCUUCCUAUUCCUGUAAGCUUAUUGUGUGAUUUAUUUUGUUUGUUACAAAAAUACCUAGUGUUGUAUAACUAAUCCAUUGUUUACAAAAAAAGAAAACCUUUAUUUUUUGUAUUUAUAGAUUCAAGGGCUAUCAUAAUUCAAUUGUGUCUGAUGCUUUCUUAGUAACCAGAAUGUAUAGAAUUCAAGACAUUCCAAGGAAAAAUGGUGUAUCCCUUCUAUAACAUUGUGCACAAGUAGGGAAC